ACUAUAAUAGUCAUAUUACAGUGUUUCAAUACUAUCCUUUAUAAUGAACAUCAUAUUUAUAGGAAAGUGCCUUUAAUAAUAUGAUAUAAUUAUUACAAAAAAAAUUGAUUAUCUCUCAAAAAAGACAAUACCAUCGAUAAAAGUGUAUACUGAAUAUUUGUAAAAUAAAAUAACAUUCUAUGAGAUUCGAUUAUGAAUAAAACAGCAGCCGUUAGCCCAACAAUAUAAAGAACUUUGCUGCAAUUGAAUAGUAGAGAAAACGUUUGUUGUUUUCUGCUCCACUUAUAUCAAAUGAGAGAUGCUUCAGACAGAGUAACUACAAAGGUCAUAAUGGACGCUCCUGAAAGAGUUCAAGCAUCUUUAGAUUCACGUGUAAAUUUGAAAGAAUCGCUGAUAAGAAAUGAAAAAUUUUUAAAGGACUUGGAACUUUCUAAAGCUCGUUUGAGAACUCUCGCAGCUUAUACACCUACCGAAGAAGAAUUACAGCAAGUUGCUUCAACAUAUCGUAAACGUCUUCAAAAGAAAUCAGACUCUUAAAUUAAUAAUAUUCAUGUAGAGAGAACAUUUACUGUGGUGAAUGUUAUUGCGAUCUAAUAACUCGAGCCGAACGAACAAACUUCCAAUUGAAAAGUUUGUUAAUCGUCAGGAUCGAUGAAUCGGAUCGUUUAGCGGUAUAUUUAAUUUGCUUAUAUAAAAAAUAAGCAUAAACAAUUUAUAUUGAAUUAUUGUUUAAAACUAUGAUGAAAAAAGAAAUAACAAUCGAAAAUAAUACUAUACAUAAUUGUACCCUUUUAAUACAAUAUUUUUAAUUUACGAAUUGUAAUGAUAUCAAUCAACAUAUGUUGUUGUAAUUUCUGUUGUUAGGACGGCUUGAUCUUUUAUGUUAAUCAAUAAUUUCUUUGACUAAAAAAAUUAAUUCAGAAAGGAUAAAAAUGUAAUACAUAUUUCUUCUUAAUUAUCGUACAAGGAAUAUUACUUACGCGUGAUUUUAAAAUCAAAGUAUUAUAUUUUAAAAAUUUCCCAUCGGCUCUGUAUAUUUUGUAGAUUUCGUGGCAGGGCACAAUUUUAAAAGAGACAAGUACGUACGACGUUCACCUGUAAGAAUGACAUUCAUAUUCAUUUUCCAUGUUGUGGCUGCACUAUCAUCAACAAUAAUUACCAGCUCAUACAACAUGUAUGUUUGAUAGGAAAGCCACGUUUCCUGGACUGUCCUGAUAAGAACCGAAGACAAUAAUUUGUCAGAAUGAUACUAUACGGUUUUAUUUUAAAGCCGUGCUACAUACUGUAUCUAAUCUUGACCUUCUAAAUAAAAUUUCACUCAAAAAUCUUUCACUUUAUUAUUUAAAUUAAUAUUAUAAAUAUAUUAUAUAGCUCUUUUUAUCUUGUAUCUUCGCUAGACAAAAUCAAACUUGUUAUCUUCGAUUCUUCGAAUAAGAAUAUAUCCUACAAAAUUAUUUAAAAAUUACGUAAAUAUAUAAACAUUUUAUUUGUUCUUUUUUAUCAUUAAAAAUAUAUCGAAACUAGUUACCAAGUAAAAUUGUAAACUCGUUAAAAUGCAAUACGAGCUAAGAUUCUGAUUUUAUCAAAGUUUUAUUUUUGAAUUAUUCAAAUAUCAGAAAAUUCCAAUAUAUACGUCUGUAUUUUAAUAAUUUACUUACCUACAUAAUUACAAUUAGUAUGUUAAUAACACACUUCUAUUGUAAAUGUGUUCUGCACACCUCUAAAUAUUCGAAGAAACUGAGAUAAAACAGUUGUAACAAGUAAAAUGUUACUACUAAUUUUAAAACUCAACGUGGCAUAGCAACUGAAUAAAUAAAAUGCGACUGUACGACAUCGUCAUUGUGAAUCAAAAACAUCUGUAUCAAUAUAUAUUUAUUAUCUUCAAAAUACUCUUUUCUCUUUUCUAAUAUGAAUAAAUAUAUAUAAUAUACGAAAAUGUUUAUAAU
Molecule: messenger RNA, 1946 nt
Organism: Polistes canadensis
Lineage: Eukaryota; Metazoa; Arthropoda; Insecta; Hymenoptera; Vespidae
Exons: 3
Coding region: 292-537 (81 amino acids)
Source: RefSeq, a predicted model, not a curated record